This is a messenger RNA of Suillus plorans, 3236 nucleotides long. RefSeq lists its product as uncharacterized. The transcript has 6 exons. The record is from RefSeq and is a predicted model, not a curated record. The coding region runs from base 90 to 3011 and encodes 973 amino acids. Lineage: Eukaryota; Fungi; Basidiomycota; Agaricomycetes; Boletales; Suillaceae.
GUUUGGCAAAGGCUUUAGAUCCAAACAAACAAACUAACUUGAAAUUGAUUUGCAACUUGCGCUUCAAGCGAUCCAUUCAGCUUGCAGGCAUGGCCACUCCGCAAGUUACCUCCGUUCUACCCGUCACAACAGAUAUGCAAUUACAACAAUCUUCAUCUGCUACACUUAAUGAAGAUAUAACAUCAAAUGGCACUUUCAUUUAUCCUCAAUCUCAUACACGGUCCCCUCCGAGUCCAUUGACUGCCACUUCGAAUAGCAACCAAACUACUAUAGGCAUGGGGCCGAUGUCUGGUUCUAUACAUAAUGGCGCAAAUUUGAUUCUAGAUCUCAUUAAGACUGAAAGACAACAGGUUUUCGAGGUCGGCCAGCGAGAGAUGGCACACAUUCAGCAACAACAUAGCGAGUAUCGCGCAUCGUAUUCGAAAGUGAUUCUGGAAGAAUCAAUCAAGCGACGUGAUGCUGAGGACAAAGUUGUGUACCUCUCAACCGAACUGGCCAGAUAUACCAAGGGGGCCACUGAAGUACAGAAUAUCGCUUUGCAAGCUAGAGCAGACGCAACUGUGGCGCAUAAUACCGCUUCUGAAGCUGAAAAAGCAGCAGAUGAAGCUCGCAGCCACCUCAUGGCGGUCCAGGAUGCGCUUCAGCAAGUUGGAAUUACUGUUAGUCGAGAUGACUCUGUAGCAUCCAACACGCCGAAGAUAAUCUUGGGUACGCCAUGGCUCGAACUCAUCCCAUCCCAAAUCCAUAGCUCAGAUACACCACUCCCCGAUUCCUCCAGUGUCCCAGACGACAAGCCGGGUUCUUCCCCUUCCCAUACCCAGCACCUCGGCUCGCCAUCAAAAUUUAUCUCAUCUAUUAGAGAACACGUCAGUUACCUCAGCGAUACCUUGACUGCCGCCCAAAACAGCUGCAAAGAUCUUGACUCCCAACGCAAUCAGCUCCAGAGCGACCUCCGUAUGCUGUGCCACGAUCGAAACGAGUUUGAAAGCUUAAAGAAGGACAACGCGGAGUUGCUUGGCCAGUGGAAAACUAAACUUGCGAAAUUGGAAAAUGAGAUACAAUGGUUGAAAGUAGAGCGAGAUGACGCAAUCAAGGCCGAAGCGGAGGCUGCCAUUGCACGUGAAGAGAUGAGGAGCACCUCGGCAGCUAGUGCAGUCGCUCUCAAAUCCACGUUCGACCAGCUCUUACAAGAUCAACAACGUCAAGCCGAGGCGAACGCUGAGAAGGUUCGGAUAGCACUGGGGGACUCUAUUGAAACCAAAUCUAUGCAAAUCCGUGACCUACAGAGCCGGCUCAUACAGCUUACGGCCACUGUAAAUGAAUGGGAAGGUAAAUACGAUGCAGUCACCGAGGAGCGUGACUCCCAGAAGCAGCUCCUGGUCGCUGAACGGCAGAAAUACAAAGAAGCAAGCUCUAGCCAAAAGGAACAGAUAGAUGAUUUGCAGAAACGACUGGAAACUAGUGCCUCAGAGGACGUCAUAAUGACCAAGGUAUUACGAAUAGAUGAGCUUGAGAAGGAACUGGCCUCACUCCGGGCACACUACGCGAAGUCGAUCCAGGAGAGAGAUGAAGCCGUUGCUUUAGUCAAGUCUCGCGAUGCACAAAUGGAAGAGUUGCAGGAGACACUCGCAGUAUCUUCAAGUCGCAAAUUAACGAAGGAGUGUGCACGAAAGAAUAAAGCAGGUGGAAGUUCCGAGGAGAAGAAAACUAGUCCAUCGAAAUCAUCGAGCCCUCAUGACCAGAUCCAGUUCAGAGCGCCUGAGGUGCGCCCCGUAGCCGCGUCGAUAGCCGAUCAACGGUCUAAACAAAUCACUGGCCCUAAAAAAAUUGGGAAGCUGAAGUCCAAGUCCUCAAGCACUGCACCGGGUUUCUCCGCCGCUCGCCCGAUGGAGAUUGACUCAGCGUCAUCGACUGACGUGGAAAUCAUCUCAGGACCGACACCAAUUGUCUCGCAGGGGUCUAAUACGAAGCAAAAAUCUCUCCGUACUGGAUCGAACAAAACGCCUUUAGGUGUUAAUACUAUCCAGACAGUCGACUCCCCUGCAGAGAAGACCAGUCUCAAGCGUACUGCAGACACGAACGAUUCUUCCACACCAAUCACAAAGCGGCCCAAACUCUUUCUUGACUCAUCCGCUAGCUCCGUUGAGAAAGCCGCGCCUGCUGCAUCCAGCUCGCCGGUUUCAACUCCCUUGGAAUCGAGAUCUGUGACAUCUUCACCAGUCAUUGCAAAGCCUGCCUUCAACUUCAAAUUUCGAAAAAAUCCUGCGCAAGCAAGUACUUCAGUCUCCUCGGGCGGUGCGACGCCAUCGAAAGCUAUGGCUAGCUCGCCAAAUGUACGCACAUCCCAGAGCGCGACUUCAAACGAAGCCCCUUCUGUGGGAGCCGGCGACGGUGGCGCAUAUCGCAGAUCAGGUAGCGUUGCCUCAGAGACUGAGCUCGCAGCAGAAAGCACGCUUGGUGCGAAACCUCGAGCCCGACUUCUGAGACAUGGGCAAAUGAAACCCGCCGUAUCGACAUCUAGCGAGGCUACCAGCUCCAAGAAGCAUGCUGAAUUCAAAAAUUUCAACCCUGGUGAUGUCUCUGCAAAGGAGCAGCCUCCUGGGUCAUCGGCCCGCUCAACGGCAGUGAGUGAAGAGCAGCCGCAAAACGCACAAGAUGCAGCAUCUGCAAAAAGCACACAGUCUUUGCUGCGCAAAUUCAGCGGCAUAGAUAACCUUUCAACACCUCCAUCCAAUUCUACUCCAUCUCCGUCCCUUUCGACUGCCUCCGGGAGUGCAGCUGGUCGAAGCAAAGCCAAUUCCUCUCGUGACACCAUCUCCAAGGGCAUCUCACAGCCAGCAGGAGCUAAGUCUAUUCCUAAAGGCCCGAGGUCGUCGAUGGCUAUGUUACAAGUGACUCUAGAAUCUUCUCCCAAGGCACCGAAGUCGAUGACAGCGACUAGGUCAUCAGGAAAGGUACCCCAAAGGCCAACGGGGACGCCCAAUACCGGAGAUAUCAAGAAAGGCACCUAAAUCCCUCUUCGUGUUCCAUUACCUUGUAUGAUUAGCCGGGCUCUUCAAUUACCCUGUCACUGUAAAACACUCAAAUUCCCCGUAUAUUUGUCUUACUCUCGUUUAAUAUGUUUUACGAAAAGCUGGUCUCCUUUGUUGUACAUGUAGUAUGUACGCUGCUUAGAUGGACGACAAUUCAGUGGUACACAUUAUAGAAAAACAAAAAACAAAAACAAAAACAAAAAC